Messenger RNA from Culicoides brevitarsis, 1289 nucleotides. Its product is annotated as serine/threonine-protein phosphatase alpha-2 isoform. The coding region runs from base 134 to 1144 and encodes 336 amino acids. The transcript has 8 exons. Lineage: Eukaryota; Metazoa; Arthropoda; Insecta; Diptera; Ceratopogonidae. The record is from RefSeq and is a predicted model, not a curated record. Gene Ontology annotation, cellular component: cytoplasm; nucleus. Gene Ontology annotation, molecular function: protein serine/threonine phosphatase activity.
GUCGCCAUAACGUGAAAAUCAUCAGCAGCUCCUUUCUGUAAUUUAUGCAGUACAAAAAAACCAUUCUGACCAACAAAAUUACAAGUGUUUAGUGUGCGAAAAAAACAGUGAAAAACAGAGCAAAAAACACAAAAUGGGUGACGCAGAACUACUAAAUAUCGACAGUAUAAUCGCCAGGUUAUUGGAAGUCCGAGGAGCCCGACCAGGAAAGAACGUUCAACUGACAGAAGCCGAAAUUCGCGGAUUAUGCCUGAAAUCGCGUGAAAUUUUCUUAUCACAGCCGAUCCUCCUUGAGUUGGAAGCACCCUUGAAAAUUUGUGGUGACAUCCAUGGACAGUAUUAUGACUUGCUCCGAUUAUUUGAGUAUGGUGCAUUUCCGCCAGAGUCAAAUUAUCUCUUCUUGGGCGACUAUGUUGAUCGUGGCAAACAAUCGCUGGAAACAAUUUGCUUACUCCUUGCCUACAAAAUCAAAUAUCCAGAGAACUUUUUCUUGCUUAGAGGGAACCACGAGUGUGCAAGCAUCAACAGAAUCUACGGCUUCUACGAGGAAUGCAAACGAAGAUACACCAUCAAACUAUGGAAAACAUUUACUGAUUGUUUCAACUGCUUGCCAGUUGCUGCCAUUGUUGACGAGAAGAUUUUCUGCUGUCACGGCGGCCUGAGUCCCGAUUUACACUCAAUGGAACAAAUUAGACGUAUCAUGAGACCAACAGACGUACCAGAUCAGGGUUUGUUAUGUGACUUAUUGUGGUCCGAUCCCGACAAAGACACAAAUGGCUGGGGCGAGAACGAUCGUGGCGUAAGUUUCACAUUCGGCAUUGAGGUUGUUGGCAAAUUUUUGGAAAAACACGACUUUGACUUGAUCUGUCGGGCCCAUCAAGUUGUCGAGGACGGCUAUGAGUUCUUUGCUAAACGACAAUUGGUCACACUUUUCUCAGCGCCAAACUACUGUGGUGAAUUUGACAAUGCCGGCGCAAUGAUGUCGGUCGAUGAUACAUUGAUGUGCUCAUUUCAAAUAUUGAAGCCGGCUGAUAAACAAAGUUUCUUCGGGAAAAGCAGCAAUAACAAUAAUAAUAAUAAAAAGGAUAAGAAAGAUCUGUUCAAAAAGUUUAAGGAUACGCCCGAGCACUCAAGCAAAAAGUGAGAAAAUUGAGCUAAGCGACAGAGAAUUGGCAAAAAAAAAAUGGACUUUAAUCUGAUCUGACUUGAUGAUUUGAUGUAGAAUUGAAUUAUUUUAUUAUUUUGUGAAACAUUAAUGGACAUUUAAAAUAUGCUAAAGUUGAUAUUAU